CACCGACGAGAUAACAGUGCCAAAGGUUGGACGCGUCAGCAUUCAGGACCCGAUGCAUAUGGUGCUCAUCGCACCCCCGGAUUCGUUCAAUAAUAGCAAAUCGUUGGCAAUGAAUGGCAAACACACCGCCAGUCUAUUCAUGCCUUUGGAUAAGUCUAAGUGGAGAGAGACCUCCAGCUCUACCAUCUGUAAUGAGAUGACCACCGAUGCCUUCAAAGAUGAAGACGGAGUUAUUCAAAAACCCAAAUCAAUAUCGAUGUCAACCGAAACUCUGAUCGAAAGCAAAGGCAGCGAAUCGUCGGUUAAGACCCGUUCGCGAACCGCUCGUCAGUACGGAAACGAAGCCCAGGAGAAGGCCAUAACUAAUGAGACCGCAUUCGCGGGACCGGCAGGUCUAAUGAAGAACAGCUUUCCGUACAUCGAGAGUGAGCCGACACACAGGGCUUAUUCGCCGCCACACCGGACCUCGUCGUCACCGGUGGUGACACUCGUGGAUACGCCA
Medioppia subpectinata is the source of this 502-nucleotide messenger RNA. The record is from the annotation of a GenBank genome assembly. Lineage: Eukaryota; Metazoa; Arthropoda; Arachnida; Sarcoptiformes; Oppiidae.